Messenger RNA from Mobula hypostoma (lesser devil ray), 3115 nucleotides. Its product is annotated as 14-3-3 protein gamma-B-like. The transcript has 2 exons. The coding region runs from base 132 to 875 and encodes 247 amino acids. Lineage: Eukaryota; Metazoa; Chordata; Chondrichthyes; Myliobatiformes; Myliobatidae. Gene Ontology annotation, cellular component: cytoplasm. Gene Ontology annotation, biological process: signal transduction; intracellular protein localization. The record is from RefSeq and is a predicted model, not a curated record.
CACAGCAGGGCCUUGUGGGUAGGUGGCGUGUGUAUGAGAGCGCGUUGCGGAGGCGGGGCCGAGUCCGAGAGCAGCGGGAGCCGGCGGACGGCGGACGGCGGACGGCGGCCUCUCUCACCGCGGCGUCCGACAUGGCAGAUCGAGAGCAGCUGGUGCAACGAGCCCGGCUGGCGGAACAGGCUGAGCGCUACGAUGACAUGGCGGCGGCUAUGAAGUCGGUAACAGAGCUGAAUGAAGCACUGUCUAAUGAAGAUCGCAACCUGCUCUCUGUGGCCUACAAGAAUGUGGUGGGAGCUCGCAGGUCUUCCUGGCGUGUUAUCAGCAGCAUCGAGCAGAAAACAUCUGCUGAUGGUAAUGAGAAGAAGCUGGAGAUGGUGCGUGCUUAUCGGGAGAAGGUGGAGAAGGAGCUGGAGGUAGUGUGUAAUGAUGUAUUGGCGCUGCUUGACAAAUUCCUCAUUAAGAACUGCAGCGAGUCCCAGGUAGAGAGCAAAGUGUUUUACCUGAAAAUGAAGGGCGACUACUACCGCUACUUGGCUGAAGUGGCCACUGGUGAGAAGAGGGCCCGUGUAGUGGAGUUGUCCGAGGCUGCUUAUAAAGAGGCCUUUGAGGUCAGCAAGGAUCAGAUGCAGCCUACUCAUCCUAUCCGCUUGGGCUUAGCCCUCAACUUCUCUGUCUUCUACUAUGAAAUCCAGAAUGCCCCUGAGCAGGCUUGUCAGCUGGCCAAGGCAGCCUUUGACGAUGCCAUUGCUGAACUGGACACUCUAAACGAGGGUUCCUACCAGGACUCAACACUCAUCAUGCAGUUACUACGGGACAACCUCACCCUCUGGACAACUGACCAGCAGGAUGAUGAAGCAGGAGAAGGCAACAACUAGUAGUCUUCCCCUUCUUUCCCCUUCCCACCUGCCCUUCUGUUUUCUCUCUCCUGCCUCACCCACCCACCAUAUGCGCUAUACACCAUAGUGCUGAUAUAUCUACUGUACACACUCCCCUAAAUCUGCUGUAUGCUCAUCAGAGAACAAUGAUAUCGAAUCUUUGGCUGCAUUGGUAUUUAAGCCCAUUUGCUGUAGUUUGCAUUUGAGAAUCAUGCAGAACGUUUGUGGAUCUAUUACAUUGACCAUGAAUCAUUGACUUUUUUGUUUUUGGUCUUUUAAGAUGUCUGGGUGUGUUUUGGAACUGGCAGCCCCCAAGAUUAAAUGAUAUGUGGUGGUUUUAUCACUUUAAUCUAGCUCAGUGACCCAGUCAUCAUGAUGUCUCCCCUCAUGACCAAUCUCUCCUUGCAUGUGGAAAUGACAAUAUCCCAUUUUAACUUCAACACCCGGUCAAUUUGAUGUUUCCUGGAAAUGACUAUAUUGUACUGUUUACAUUAAUCAGUGUCUUGUUAAAGUAUUCAGCCCCAAACCUUUUGAUCGUAUAAAUGAGUAUUGCAACCAGGGAUUUUCAUCAAUUUAGCUGGGAAUUUUUAUUUGUCAAUAACAUACUCUUCCUUUUCAGAGUCCAAAAACCAGGGAAAUACUAAAAAUUCAAAACCUGAAAAGGAUUCGUCCUUCUUUACUCAUUACUUAGUUGAACCACUUCUCACAGCUGUUAUGGCCAGUAGUGUUUUUGGAUAAAUUUCUAUACAGGACUUUGAUCCAGUCAAGGACAUCACUUUUCUUCAUUUUCAACCACUCCAUGGUUGCUGUGGAAGUGUGCUUGGGUCAUUACCCUUCUGAAAAACUAACUUCAGUUUAUGGUUUCUGGCAGAGGCUAGCAGGUUUUUGAUCCAGGAUCUCUGUAUAUAACAGCAUUCAUCCCAUCAAUCCUGACCAGAUUUUCAGUCCCUGCUGCUGAAAAGCAUCUCCAUAGUGUGAUGCUACCUCCACUAUACAGUAGGGAUGGUGUUACCUGGUGAUAUGUAGUAUUAGAUUUACACAUGCACAGUUUAGUGUUGAGGCCAGAAAGUUCCACUUUCGUCUUAACUGACCACAAGUCUAUUUUCCACAUCUUUGCAGUAUCUUCUAAGUGACACAUUGCAAAGUGGGCAAUGUUUUGGGCCAGGGCUCCUUCUUUGUCACUCUUUUAUAAAUGCCCUUUUUUUUUUAAGAGAUUGUGCAGCCAUGCACUUCAUCUCCAGUUGCAGCCACUGACUUCUGUAGCUCACUCAGUGACUGUUGGUGUCAGAGUAACCUCUUACAAGUGCUAUUCUUUAGUGACUAAGUUUAGAGGGGUAGCCUGACCUAGGCAGUGUGGUUGUGGUUUCAUAUUUUUCCAGUUUCGCAAUGGAUUGCAUUGUGCUCAGUUAUGUUCACUGAGAUGUUUGAGAUGAUCUUGUACUCUUCUCCAGAUUUGUGCUUCUCUAUUAUUUUUCCCCGCCUUAUCUUGAAUGCUUUUUUGUCUUCAUUUUGGUUUCAUCUGUGGAAAAUCUGCAUCUACAUCUGUAGGACCUUACGGAGGUCAUUGAAAAUUCACUGAAAACAGGUGAUCCUCUAAUUUUCUACGUCAACAAAUUGGGUGAGUUGGUAAGGUAAUAUAUUGCACUUAAGGGAAGUUAGUGUACUAAUUACAAAGGGGAUGAGUACUUUUGCAGCCUCAUAAUUUUGUUUUUUAAUUUUUAGUAAAUUGACAGAUUUUGGAAUUUUUUUGAUUUGACAUGCACAGUGUUUUGUAGGUGAGCUCAAAAAUCCAACAAUAUAUUUUAAGUUUAGAAAAUGAGACAGUAAAAUGUGAAAAUAGUUGUGGGAGCCGAAUACUUUUUCAAGGCACUGUAGGUUGCUCAUUUUAGCCAAUGAGUAUUUCAUUCUUGCGCUAAAUUUGUAUAAAGCUAGGAGGACCUGGCUGUUGUUGCUGAAUAUUCACUCUUGGCUAUUUUUAUUUAUGACAUCUUCUGAUAUACACAGAUCUUGGGGAAUGCAUUGCAUCUGCUUAAAUAUUUUGAUACUUUUGUCACAUUUUGUUUGUACCUAAUUAAAUCUUCUGUAAGACGUCACCUUUGCUGAUCAGUUUUCAGGCUGGUUUCAUUAAGUUCAGAGGAUUGUCAGAAAGCAUUGCGGGGAAAUAAAUAAUCUGAUGGAAUGCUGAACUUUAAUUUGAUGUUGAGUUAAACGGAUGUCAAUAAAUGCUGCCUCAGCUACAA